Colletotrichum higginsianum IMI 349063 is the source of this 378-nucleotide messenger RNA. RefSeq names its product Cell wall biogenesis protein. NCBI's taxonomy places the organism in Eukaryota, Fungi, Ascomycota, Sordariomycetes, Glomerellales, Glomerellaceae. The record is from RefSeq and is a predicted model, not a curated record. The transcript has 3 exons. Bases 1 to 378 code for a protein of 125 amino acids. Gene Ontology annotation, cellular component: cytosol.
AUGUCGACCGAGGACUACUCCAAGAUCCCCACGCCCGAGACGGCGUACUGCGACUUCUGCCUGAUCCCCGUCGGGACGGGCAGCGUCUCCGUCGCCAACGAGGUCGCCCAGGUCCAGCGCCUGCUGAAGGCUAGCGGGCUCAAGUACACGAUGCACUCGGCAGGCACGACCGUCGCUGACGAAAUGUCUCUUCCCAACCACCCAGAGGGAAGCUGGGAUGACGUCUUCCGCGUCAUCGGCCAGGCGCACUCCCUGGUCCACCAGAGCGGCGUCGUCAGGAUCCAGUCGUCGAUGCGCGUCGGUUCGAGGACGGACAAGAAGCAGACGGCCGAAGACAAGGUGAAGCGGGUCGAGGGCAUUCUGGCGUCGGACGAGUGA